AUUGAUGAUUUGGGUUUGACAUUAGUAAAUUUUAAUUACUUGCAACAUACAGGAAAUGAAAUAUGUGAUGACCCGUUUAUUUUUGCUUCUCAAGCCAAGAAAGUAUUCUAUGUGGAGAAUAAAAGACUAAAUGACUGGUUUGUCGUUGUGCAUGCUAAAGUUAGAGAUGUAUAUGAUAUGGGUGAUGCUCAAUCCAAUGACAUAGAUAAAAGUAAUGAACAAGUAUUGGAAGAGAUAAAUGAUGAUGAUUUGAUUAGACCAGAAACUGAUGAUAGUGAUGAUAUCAUUGAAGUUAUAAUUAAUAUAGAGGACAUUCCCCAAAAUGAUGAUGAGAAUGAAGAUACAGAGGAUGAGAGUGAAGAAGACCUCUCAUAUUAAUUUGUAAAUUAAAAUGGGAGAAACCAUCUUUGAUAUUGGGAGGAAAGGAACUCCGAUAAAGGUGGCUUCUAAGACGAAACUUUUGAUUACUGGGGCUAUUGCUCUGAAGGGCCUUGGAGGGGUUCUAUUCAUCUUUGGAAGCUCUUUCGGAGCUUUGCUACUGCUUCUGCAUCAGUUGAUUGCUACUCCAAUUCGUUAUGAUUUUUACAAUUUCGAUAACGAGGACAAAGAAUUCACUCAGCUUUUCAUCAAAUUUACACAGAACCUGGCUGUUUUUGGAGCUCUGUUGUUUUUCAUUGGGAUGAAAAACUCCAUUCCUAGAAGGCAACCAAAGAAGGCUCCGAAAACAAAAACCUAUUAGAUGCAGCAUUGGAGGACGCUUCUUCAAAGAAAUUUCUUGGAUUGUUUCCUGGUUCUUCAUUGUGUAUCGGUUAUUCAGUUAGCCAGGUUUCAACUUGGUAUACUCUGAUUCAGAAUUAGUUUUUGUCUGAGUUUUGUAAUUUUGUUUUCACUCUUAAACUUCUCAGAGUCGAUUUCAUUAUAUUCUAGUAAUCAUGAUGUAAGGAUCUCAAUGUCUUUGGCAUUAAUAAAUGUAGUUGAAAUUCUUUGUUACUA
Vicia villosa (hairy vetch) is the source of this 993-nucleotide messenger RNA. RefSeq lists its product as uncharacterized. NCBI's taxonomy places the organism in Eukaryota, Viridiplantae, Streptophyta, Magnoliopsida, Fabales, Fabaceae. The coding region runs from base 392 to 739 and encodes 115 amino acids. The transcript is spliced from 5 exons. The record is from RefSeq and is a predicted model, not a curated record.